UAAAAAAAAUGAUGCUUCACACAAUGAAGAAGUUUCUAACCUAUCCAUUUACUCCGUUUCCAAUAUCUCUCUCUUCCAAUCUUGGCAGGGGAUCAACUUCGGUUCUAACAUUCAGCACCCACCCUGAUAGUGUUCUGGAUAAGACUCAACACCCGACUGAGAAAGCUACAGAGAAUGUGAUGUCUAAUUCGUUUGUGGAAGGGUAUGCUUCAAGGUCGGAUGAAAAAGGAUUUGAAGGGGCUAGUGAAGGAAAACAAUCCACAUCAAAAGUUGAGAUGGAUAAGUUCAUCCAUGAAAAUCACCCAGCUUAUGACAAGGCACAGAGAAAUGAGGUUAAGGAAAAAAACAAAACAAGGCACUAAACAUACGCCAACGCCAAGUUAUUGAUUUAUAUGAAGACUGAAGAGGUUUAAUAUGUAAAGGCAUUCGUGGUGAUAUUCUGGAAGGAAUGAUUUCAAGCAUGGCGUCAUUUCCAUCAUAUAAACUUUGGUAUAUCCAUACUGAUUCCUAUCAUGUAUACACAUCAUAUUCAUUACAUAAUUACAUAUUACUAUAGAUUGUUCUUGCA
Molecule: messenger RNA, 568 nt
Organism: Glycine soja
Lineage: Eukaryota; Viridiplantae; Streptophyta; Magnoliopsida; Fabales; Fabaceae
Exons: 3
Coding region: 9-362 (117 amino acids)
Source: RefSeq, a predicted model, not a curated record